GAUCGCGUAUAAAGUGACAUUCCGCCUCAAUAUGCUUCGUACGUUCGUGAAAAACUGGAUUAGCAGUCAGAUAAAUUGCAGAUUGAUUAUCGCACCGCAGUGUCAUAGGUCCGGUUGAUAUGCCAAAAUCAUGUAGGAGACCUUUUACCCAUUUCAUCUCUUUAAGAACCUCGGUCAUUGCUCGAUAUUCGGCUUCGGUGGAAGAUAAAGCAACAGUGUCUUGUUUCUUAGUCUUCCAAGAUAUGAUGGAUGACCCAAUUUGGACCACCCAGCCCGUAAGUGAUCGUCGCGUCAACGGACAACCUUCCCAGUCUGAAUCCGACCAUCCUGUAACAUGUAGAGGAGGCGAGGAUCGUAGUAAAAUACCUUGACCAAGAGUUCCUUUUAGGUAACGUAUAACAUGUAAGGCUGCAUCCCAGUGUGCUUCUUGAGGCUGUUGCAUGAUUAGAACGUAGUUUCGGUUCGAUCGUCAACUUAAUCCACGUGACCAAGAGGUGAUUGUUAGCCGUCCAGUCCUCAAAGUCCGGUGAAUCAGAGGUUGGUUUUGGUAUGAUUCCGUCGAUGAAGGCGAAUUUCUUCCGAGCACUUAAUGCUACGCGAAGAUUUUGCGCCCAUUCAUCAUAGUUUCGCCCGUUGAGUAACGGCUGAGAGAUGACCGCUCCUGGAUUAUCACUAGCCGAUAAAUCAUAGGGAGAGAUCGUUCGUCGACCUUUCGUAGUAGUAGUAAGAGUUCCUGACAUCGCCGUUGAGUCAAGAGAUCGUGGGUCGUGGGUUCGUAGUUUCGAGAGUCAGGUAGUCGUGAAAAAAUCGGAAUAUCAGUUUCGUGGCUCUGAUACCAUGAGAAGAUAUGUAUUCGAUAAAUAGUUUCUUGUAUUCAUCUUUGACCUCAAUGGUCUGUUUAUAUACAACUCUAUAAAUCCUAUUCCUAAUGUCGUAAGGAUAUAUUCCUAAGUCUAUCCGAGAUAUAUAUUACAAGUAGAUAAUCAUGGAAUAUAUCCUAAUAAACUUCCUUUACACGAUUACUGAAUUUCAAGUCACUACUGAAUCAACUUUCACGAGCUUUUAAAUAAAUACAUGGAAUAGGUAGCUAAUAAAUCUGGUUUAGAGAGGAAUCAAGUUUAAAUUGGGUGGUGAUUUGAAAUUCCGUAUUCGUGUUAAUCAACGAUCUCACUAGGACACUGUAAUAAUUUGGUGGAUAAAAUUACUUCUGCUGAUUUGAAAAUUUAAAUUUUAUACAUUUAUAAGUAUUUUUGUUGAUUAAUAAAUUUGACACAUUAAAAGAAAGUAUUGAACAUACUCAUUUGGUUAUAAUAAUUAAAAAACCUCAUUACCGAGGACGUGUAACUUUUUUACAAAACCGAUAACAUAUGUAACUUGUUCACUUGUAGUCUAAACUAAUCUCAUCGUUAUUUAACUAUAAUUUCAGUUCUGGAGUCUAAUAUUUUUGGAACUACUAUGUAACCUCCGACUGGACAACACGUUGUUCGAUUUGAACGGUUAGGUUGCGAGGAAGCCAGUCCAGGUAAAAAAAAAAUUUUGGUACGAAAAUCCAGUCCAGGUAAAUUUGUUCUUAUAAAAUCGGAAAAGCGUAACUAAAAAAUUUCAUGUUAUUUUAUGUCUAUUUAUGUAUACAUUUUUACUUAAAUGUCUACAUUUUUGAAAACUCUUUGGCAAAAAAACAAUGUCUAAUGCCCUUUUUCAAAAAAAAAAAAAAACAAUGCCUACAUAUUGUUUUUAGGGUUUGUGCCCUUGUUUGAUAGCAUUGUCGUCAUUUUGCGUUGUAUAAACACGAGAUAGCAAAACAAGAGAGAAACCAUAAUAACUCCCAAAUUUUUAUCUCAAGAAUUUUCAACCACAUUUCCUUUUUUUUUUCCUCUAAAUUCUAUUUUGAAGUAAAAAUUUCUCCAACUUUAUUUCUUUUUUAGUACACAAUAUAGUAGAAAAUAUAUCUACUUUAAAAAUAGAGUAACUAUAUUCAUCACUCUAUUUCUAAUUAUCAUUCUAUUUUGUACUCUAAAAUAAAAUUAAAUCAGGAUAAAAAACUUUAUUUUGGAGUUAAAAAAUAAAUGGAGUAAUAUAUUGAAAAUGCUCAUGGUGAAAUAAAUGGCGGCAUAAAUGAACUUAAUAUAUAACUCUCACAUUAAAAAAUAGACACUGUAAAAAAUGGUAUCAUUUUUGUGUUGUUUUAAUACUCCAUCCGUUCCUAAAAGUAUGAUUUUUUAGAUUUUUUUCUUGUUCCACAAAGAUAUAUUUUCUAUAUUAUUAAGAUACUUUUUAUACUUUUGAAAAAUAUUAAUUGAGAAUAUUUAAAUUUAUUAAAUUUUAUUGGUGAAAAAUUAUUGGAAAAUAUAUAAUAAAGUAAAAAUUAAAUUAAAUUAUAAACAUUUAUUAAAUUCUUAAUAAGCGUGAAUACUCGAGAAAAUCUUACUUUCGGGAAACAGAGUAUAUUUGAAUUCAAACUCAUACAGAUAUAAAUAUCAUCCAAAUCGCAUAUGGCGCUAUCAUAAAAUUUGGUGAACGAUACCUCAGAGUAAAUGAAAAAUAAUCUUUAGUUAAGCGAUCAAAUACUUUCUAUUCUAACUCACGCGCUUGUACCUAUCUAUAUAGACGUGCAGAAUAACAAAUCUGGUAAAUGCAAUAUGCAUAGAUGUCUAUAGGCUUUUUAAGUUCUUUCUUUAUAGCAAAACAUCUGUAACUCUUAGCAGACCUCAUUAGAUCAGAAACAGAGACAGAGAAAAUAAAUUGAGUUACAGACUGUUUCACGUUCUUUCCUUUCUGAGCAGUUCUUUUUUAUGUUUCUUUCCCCUGUUUCACAUUCUUUCCUUUUUGGGUUUAUAUCUCUUGUGGACUCAUCUGCUUGUUCUCUUCUUCCAGUCUUACCUUUUCAUGUACAGCUGAUUCUAAAACAAGAAGAGUUGCGUUUGAUCCAAUGGAAGGAUUAGAAGCUAUCUAUGGAAUGACCCGAGAGAGUAAAAUCAUGGAGCAUCAAGGAUCAGAUUUGAUCUGGGGAGGAAAUGAACUUAGCAGCUGUUUCAUCUCUGAUCUUGGAAUCAUUGGUGAGACUCAACAUCAUCAACAUGUUGGAAACAGAGAUUCUUCGAUAGAUCCAUCAUCGAUCGAUUGUUUGCUGUCAGCGACGACGAACAGCAACAACACAUCGAUCCAAAACGACGAAGGGAUCUCUGAGCUUUUCUCAGAUUGUCAGACUCUUUGGAGCUUUGGUGGAGUCUCAUCUGCAGAGUCUGAGAACAGAGAGAUCACAACAACAAAGGCUAAGUCUUUUAAGAGAAACAGAGGAAACAGAGACGAGACAGGAAGUCACUUCUGUCUUGCUGGCCAUCCUCAAGAAGAAUCCGAGAAAGGAAACUUCAAGCUCAUAUACGAUGAGAAUCAAUCAAAAUCCAAGAAGCCAAGAACAGAGAAAGACAGAGAUGGUUCUUCAAACAUCAGUUUCCGACAACAUUCAACUUCUUUGUCUGAUAACGUCGAGCCAGAUGCAGAGGCCAUUGCGCAGAUGAAAGAGAUGAUAUACACAGCUGCUGCGUUUAGACCGGUGAAUUUAGGGUUGGAGACCGUUGAGAAACCUAAGAGGAAGAACGUGAAGAUAUCAACGGAUCCUCAAACCGUAGCAGCGAGGCAAAGGAGGGAGAGGGUAAGCGAGAAGAUUAGGGUUUUACAGAACUUGGUUCCAGGUGGGACUAAGAUGGACACUGCUUCAAUGCUUGAUGAAGCUGCUAACUAUCUCAAGUUCCUUAGAGCGCAAGUAAAGGCUUUAGAAAACUUGAGACCCAAGCUUGACCCAACCAAUUUUUCCUUCUCCUCACCUUCUUCGUUUCCACUAUUUCACCCAUCUUUUAUUCCCUUUCAAAAUCCUAAUCAGGUUCAUCAUCACCAAGAGUGUUGAAUAAUACAUCGGUUCAUCAUUGUCAUCAUCAUUAACAUAAUCAUAGCUUCUUGAUUGUUUUAACAGUUCUCAAGAAAGGCACUUCUGUGUUGAGAAUGGUGCGUCGGCUAGUGUUGUUUCUAUUUUCAAGUCUUUGUUUUUGCUUUCUUUUUUUAUACAAAGUUUUUAGUUUUGUAAUUUCUGAAAUUGUGGAAAACAGAGCCAAAAGAGGCUAAUUUAUUUAUC
Messenger RNA from Brassica rapa (field mustard), 4129 nucleotides. Its product is annotated as transcription factor bHLH87. Gene Ontology annotation, molecular function: DNA-binding transcription factor activity; protein dimerization activity. The record is from RefSeq and is a predicted model, not a curated record. Lineage: Eukaryota; Viridiplantae; Streptophyta; Magnoliopsida; Brassicales; Brassicaceae. Gene Ontology annotation, biological process: regulation of DNA-templated transcription.